Messenger RNA from Pedinophyceae sp. YPF-701, 1110 nucleotides. The record is from the annotation of a GenBank genome assembly. Lineage: Eukaryota; Viridiplantae; Chlorophyta; Pedinophyceae.
AUGAGCACGAAGGACGAGCGAGGAUGGGAUGCGAUGGCGGAGAGGUUCUGGAGGGAGGAGGCGGGCAGGAGCAUGCAGUGGGUGCAGGGGCGGUUUGAUAGCCAGAACAGUCAAGCUUGGAGGUACGGGGAGAGGCUGUACGCGCGGAAGGAGGAGAUGCUGCGGGAGCUGGGAUGGAUGACGGAGGAGCAGUGGAGGCGAGUGGUGAGGGAAGCGCCGACCGUGCUGAAUCGGACCCCUGACAACGUGAGACAGCAGGUGGAGGGGCUGCGGGAGGUGCUGCACGCUGGCGAGGGCGAGGAGGGCGAUGCAGCUGUCGCGAGAGCGAUACGCAGACGCCCGGAUGUGCUGACUCGUAAAAUCGCGACCCUGUGGGCGAAGCGGGAUGCGGUCGAGAAGCUGGCAGGCACGCUGCUGGGGGAGGUGCGUGAGGGUGCGGGGGUGUCGGGAGGGGACGCGGGGGCGGCGGGAGCAGGGGCGGGCGGGGGCCGCAAGCAGGGAGGGAGGCACGGGGCGUACUGGGCGGAGGCGGGUGCAACUGUGGAGGGUGUGGCAACGAAGAUGAUCGGGGCCGCGCCGCAGCUGCUGACGGCUGCCGAGAAGAGGGUGGCGAAGCGCGCUCGUGAGCUGAUCGAUCUGAUGGAGGGGAGGGUGGGGCGCGCGUGCGCGGCCGGCGUGAUCAUGUCGAAGCCCACGUUGCUAUCGUUGAAUACGGAGAAGUUGGCGGCGAAGUGGAGGCUGCUGGUGUGGGCGUGCGAGCGCUGCGAGGGAUGGCGGGACUGGCUGGACAGCGCACAGGCGGGGAGCAUCGGGACGGUGCUGGCGAGUGGCCUGGAGCGCAUCGCAGUGCUGGUGGUGAUUGUGGACCUGGCGGAGGAGUGGGAGGCGGGGGCGGUGCGGGAGGGCGGGGACAUGGACGAGAAGAAGGCGGCGGUGUGGGCGGCGGCGGCGGAGCUGGUAAGGAAAGCACCAAAAACCUUGGUGGAUAAGUCAAACCUUGAGGGGUCUAAGAGCAGGAAGGGAAUGCUGGAGAGGCUGGGCGUGGACUUGAAGGUGUGGAAGGAGGUGGUGGAGGAGCGGGCGAAGAAGUACGCGGAUGCGGCGGUGUGA